UUGACUGAACGCCGCAGUGAGUACAUUCCUCCCGCGAGCGAUGCAUCGUAAACAGCAAUUCAUGCGACCCCUGUACCAAGGACAUAUGACAAGAACAUGGAUCUUCUUCAUUUUAAUGUGGCUAUAAAAAUGUCCAUUUUCCGAUGUUGAGAUGGAUUUGCGCGUGCUGAGAGGAGAAACACCUUCGUCGGUAUUACACGAGGUGUCGUUUUUGUUGUUUUGUCGGGACGUUUGCAGUGAGCUUGAAGCAUGCUAACUGCGCUAAACUGCUGAGCCGUGGAGUUGCAGCACUACUGCUGUUGAAGACAUCAGUCAGUAUUUGACAGUAUGUUUAUUUGGCACUGAUAGGUAACGGUGAUGUUAGCUGCCACAUGGAUGUUUAAUCAAUUGUACGUUUUACUCUGCGAGUGAAGUAUAGAUUCCUGGAUGAUGCUUUGUGUCGGGAUCAUCUGAGUUGUCUUGUCCGUAUAAAGGCAUCUGGCUAGAUAUAAAUCUGUUGUAUUAGUCUGUGCCAUAAUAUUAACCUGUGCUAUUAUGAAAUGCAAACAUUUGAGCUGUUUAUCAAAUUUCUAGUUUGUGGCCACAAUGAUGAUCGUCGAGGAACAGAGCAUCACUGCCAAAGCCCUGUCCUUCACAAGGCACUUUGGCAAAUGACUCCUUCCACCCCGGGGGUUUUGGCUUGGAAGCAAACGCAGUCGCCUCCGACAUGCUAAUCUAUAGAAGACAAAUUGUAGUAUAUGGCGAAUAUUUUCCGUGAGAUCAAACCGCAUUUUGCUGUAGGGAGCUGCUACCGAAACACACCACCAAAUCCUAAAAAAUCGCACCCCCCUGCUCCAGAAUGGCCUCCUGGGAUCGUGGAGACGGCUCGGAUGCAGACCCCACCGCUUGUGUCCAACCCUCGCCUAAUGUGUGUGAGGACUCUGUCCAGGCGCAAAAAUCGAAAAGCCUCCCAGCGCUCAACGAAAGACAAGUUUCGGAAACAGAUGGACCGGAAAACCCCGAACAAGAAGAUAAAACAAUCGUCUCAGCGGCGGAUGUCAUCUCCAGCUCCAAAACGGAGGGGUCUCCUAACUCCAUCAGCGGGGACGCGGCAGGUGUGGCUGGGAGGAGGCGCCGCCUCACAGCGCUGCUGCCCUCUCCACUGGCCUGUGUGUCCAUCAGGCGCUACCUGCGCGUGUUGUUUUCGGACUCCCGUUGCUUCUUGUUUUACAUGUGUUACCUCACAUUCAUUCAGUCCCUUAUGGUGUCCGGCUACCUCAGCAGCGUUAUCACCACUAUAGAAAAGCGCUACAGUCUCCGUAGUUCAGAGUCUGGUCUACUGGUCAGCUGUUUUGACAUAGGCAGUCUCCUCAUUGUCGUCUUCAUCAGCUACUUUGGUGGACGGGGUCGGAGGCCACGUUGGCUUGCCAUAGGGGGAAUGGUCAUUGCUGUGGGCGCUGGACUAUUUUCCCUCCCUCACUUCAUCUCUCCACCUUAUCAGCUGGAGCAGGUGAACACUACAGGACGAGGGGAGGGGCUCUGCACCAUUACCAAUAGCAGUAGGAGGGACGGGCCGGAGGCAUGUCCACGGGACCAGGAAGAUAGUGACCAUGCUCUGUAUGUGGCACUGUUUAUUUGCGCUCAGAUUCUGAUCGGCAUGGGGUCGACACCCAUCUACACGCUUGGACCCACCUACCUGGAUGAUAAUGUGAAAAAAGAGAAUGCGUCGCUUUACUUGGCAAUCAUGUAUGUAAUGGGAGCUCUAGGUCCUGCUGCUGGCUACCUGCUGGGUGGAGUUCUGAUUGGGUUUUACGUGGACCCAAACACUGCUGUGAACAUUGACCAGAAUGAUCCACGUUUUGUAGGAAACUGGUGGAGUGGGUUUCUUUUCUGUGCUGUGGCUAUGCUGCUAGUGAUAUUCCCCAUGUUUGCCUUUCCAAAAAAGCUUCCCCCUCGCCACAAGAAGAGCAGCAGGAAGAAAAAGUGCAUAGGGGACCUGCCAAGUGAUGAUGAGGUGAUGAAGGAGAAAAGCCAAGCUGUCUCUUCCUCCAUUGGCUUUGGAAAAGACAUCAAAGAUUUGCCUAAGGCAGCCCUUCGUAUCCUGAGCAAUGUGACAUUUUUGUUUGUCAGCUUGUCAUACACAGCAGAGUGUGCCAUCGUUACAGCCUUCAUCACUUUCAUCCCUAAGUUCAUUGAAUCUCAAUUUGGGGUUCCAGCAUCCAGUGCCAGUAUCUAUACAGGUUUGGUAAUUGUGCCAAGUGCUGGUGUUGGCAUAGUACUGGGAGGAUAUAUUAUUAAGAAGCUGAAGUUGGGAGCAAGAGAGUCAGCCAAACUGGCCAUGAUUUGUAGUGGAGUGUCUCUGCUCUGUUUCUCUACACUCUUCAUUGUUGGCUGUGAGAGCAUUAAUCUAGGAGGAAUCAACAUACCCUACACUACUGGGCCCACAUUGACUCUGUCCCAUCGGAACCUAACAGGGGGCUGUAAUGUUAACUGUGGUUGCCGGAUCCACGAGUAUGCUCCUGUGUGUGGUUCUGAUGGAAUUACGUACUUUAACCCCUGUCUGGCUGGCUGCAGUGGUGUCUCCAAUCACAGCACAGGAAUCAGGAAUUAUUCAGACUGUGCUUGUGUACAAAGCAGACAGGUAAUCACUCCAUCUGGAGGGAAUCACGAGUUGCAAGUGGUCAUCGUGAAGACGUAUCUGAACGAGAAUGGCUAUGCACUUGCUGGCAAGUGUGAGCGCACCUGUGGAACGCUCAUAACCUUCCUCAUCUUCCUUUUCAUUGUCACACUCAUAACAGCCUGUGCACAGCCUUCUGCCAUCAUAGUCACGCUAAGGUCUGUUGAAGAGCAGGAGAGACCAUUUGCUUUGGGAAUGCAGUUUGUUCUUCUUAGAACUCUUGCCUAUAUCCCUACACCGAUAUAUUUUGGCGCCGUGAUUGACACCACCUGUAUGCUCUGGCAGCAGGACUGUGGUGUUCAUGGAUCCUGUUGGGAGUAUGAUGUGACAUCACUGCGGUUUGUCUACUUUGGCUUGGCAGCCAGCCUGAAGUUUCUGGGAUUCUUCUUCAUCUUCCUCACAUGGUAUUCACUGAAACGGCGUGAUGAGCAGGGACACAUUCAUUCACAUCCUGUAUCCCCACUGGACACAGUGAGCCAGUUGAUGUGCCAUGCAGGGUGGCAAAAAGGUCAUGCUCGCACACGCUCCUGCCCUGUCUUCCUACCCCGCCCCCCUGAACACUGCCAUGCUCCUGCAAUGGCAACUGGACCUGCUCUAAGCCGUGGCAACAGUUGCCCCAGCAAUGGCCUGAAAGCAAUAACCUUGCCCAUCAGGUCUUUGGAGAAAGUGGUGAUAUGAGAGAUUAGUGCAGAUACACACAUUUACACACCUGAAUGCAUAGACAGGGCGUAUCUGAAAAUCAAGUGGAGUCUCCAGCUCCUCUAUGUGCCACUGCUGGUGCCUUUUUUCCCCUCCAGAAAUACACUACAAUAAACAGAAUUUGUACAGUAUUGGACUUAAUACCUCAAUGGAAUUGGUACCUCUCUCAUUCUUACACAUUUACAUAGACUCUUUGUCCUCCACAUGGUCUGUAUGAACAGUUUGUCCUCAUUAUACAUACAUAAAAAAAUGUAAAGGGACAAUAAUGAACCUUUUGUCGAUCUUGUGCACACAUACACGCACAUGUUCACUACUUGAUUUUGGUUUCUUUUUUCUGUCAGUAGUGUAAAAGUAAGGUGAUGCUGCAGGCAUCUGCACACUUGUCUAUCUCCCACUUGCUUGGUAGCUUGAAUGAUUAGUUAAAUGAUCUGAUUCAACAUUAUCGGGAAAGGAGGAAUGGGUAUGCAAUUGAAGCUGAAUCCUGCAUUAUGCAAACUUUUCUCUCCUUCCUACACUAAGCCUGUUGUUUAAACCCAACAGGACAAUGCUACAAUACCUUUCACAUCCACUGAGUGUUUGCAAAAUGUAUUAAUUACAUUGUCACUGUUCUUCAGUACUGAGGAACUAUGUGUCUGUUACACUGGAUUAAAGUAACUCAUGGGUAAUAAAAUAUCAUUUCCAGAGGUUUGACUGGGUGUUUUGAUGUCCAAAUUAAAGAUAUUUU
This is a messenger RNA of Hemibagrus wyckioides, 4079 nucleotides long. It is a transcript of the gene slco5a1a, whose product is annotated as solute carrier organic anion transporter family member 5A1a. Gene Ontology annotation, biological process: sodium-independent organic anion transport; transmembrane transport. The record is from RefSeq and is a predicted model, not a curated record. The coding region runs from base 839 to 3334 and encodes 831 amino acids. The transcript has 10 exons. Gene Ontology annotation, cellular component: membrane. NCBI's taxonomy places the organism in Eukaryota, Metazoa, Chordata, Actinopteri, Siluriformes, Bagridae. Gene Ontology annotation, molecular function: protein binding.